Messenger RNA from Aricia agestis (brown argus), 2791 nucleotides. It is a transcript of the gene raf, whose product is annotated as raf homolog serine/threonine-protein kinase Raf. Bases 34 to 2244 code for a protein of 736 amino acids. The transcript has 13 exons. Gene Ontology annotation, biological process: protein phosphorylation; signal transduction. NCBI's taxonomy places the organism in Eukaryota, Metazoa, Arthropoda, Insecta, Lepidoptera, Lycaenidae. The record is from RefSeq and is a predicted model, not a curated record. Gene Ontology annotation, molecular function: ATP binding; protein kinase activity.
UCCCCGCUAGGCGAGUGUGCGCGGAGAAAAUUUAUGAAAAAUAAAAAGAAAGAAAUGGCAGUUAUUAGAGAGAAAGAAAAUUGUUCAAGAAAAAUUAAUGGAAAUAUACCUGCAUUAUCUCUCAAUAGUGAUAAUAUGUCGACAUCCACCGAUAGCGACGACAUAGCAGAUCCAACAUAUGAAAUUAGAAAUAUUCAAAGCAUUAUAAAUGUGACUCGUGAAAACAUUGACGCUCUUAACGCGAGGUUUGCUGAUUUGCAAAAUCCUCCUUCCUUGUAUCUAGCGGAAUACCAGGAGCUGACGGCGAAACUGCAUAAUUAUGAGCUUAGGGAACGAACUUUACGUGAAUUGCUACAAUCCGAGUCGCCGGAUAGGAGUGAGGAAUAUUCGUGGCAGGAUGACUCGAAAAAGUACGAUACUCUUACGCGACAACCUAAAGUGUUUCUUAGGGCUUACCUACCCAACCAGCAGCGCACUAGCGUGCAGGUGAAAGAGGGUGUGACUCUUCGGGAGGCGUUGACGAAGGCUUUGAAACUUCGUAACCUUACUUACGAGGCUUGCGAAGUCGUGAAGACCCAAACUCAGGAAGUAGUUCCUUGGAAUAUUGAUCUAACUAUGAUCGAUGCGGAGGAAGUGACAGUAAGACCAAUAUCAAAGCCAGAGUUUACCUCAUAUAUGCCCCAUCAGUUGACGAGAAAGACAUUUUUUACAUUAGCAUUCUGUGAAUGUUGUAGACGACUUCUGUUUAAUGGAUUUUACUGUUCUCAGUGUAAUUUUAAAUGCCACCAGCGCUGUGCAGACAAAGUGCCUAGUUUUUGUCAUCAAUUUAGACUAACAGAUGCAUACUAUGCAUCACUCCUAGCAAAGAAUCCAGACUCCCAGGCUGGACAUAUGUAUAUACCUGCCCAUAUGAACUAUUUUCAAGACAAGCAGCAGCACCCGCGCUCGCUGAACCAGCAGGACCGGUCGAACAGCGCGCCCAACGUGUGCAUCAACAUGGUGCAGCGACCCAUGACGCUGGCGGAACACCAGAGGAAGCAGAAUCAGAGCAACAAUUCACCACAAUCGUCAAACUACCUGACGUCGGGUCGGCACAACAGAGACGACAAGGACAGAGGCGACCCGCAGCAGAGCCAGAGCACACAAGCGUCACCGACGGGCACGUUACGACCGCGGCGGGCACGCGCGCGCUCGGCCGACGAGUCGUGGAAGCACGCGCUGUCGCCGCGAGAGAGCUACGACGACUGGGUUAUACACGCUGACGAGAUACUCAUCGGUGCUAGGAUAGGUUCUGGGAGUUUCGGGACGGUGUACAAGGCGCACUGGCACGGCCCCGUCGCCGUCAAGACGCUCAACGUCAAAACUCCCACGCCCGCCCAGCUGCAGGCAUUCAAAAACGAGGUGGCGGUACUCCGCAAGACGCGGCACUGCAACAUCCUGCUGUUCAUGGGGUGCGUGUCGACGCCGUCGCUGGCGAUCGUGACGCAGUGGUGCUCGGGCAGCUCGCUGUACCAGCACCUGCACGUGCUGGAGACGCCGCUGCCCAUGCUGUACCUCAUCGACGUGGCGCGACAGACCGCGCAGGGCAUGGACUACCUGCACGCCAAGAACAUCAUACACAGGGACCUGAAAUCAAAUAACAUAUUUUUAAGAGACGACUGGUCGGUGAAAAUAGGCGAUUUCGGACUGGCGACGGCGAAAGUGCGGUGGUCAGAUUCAUCAUCAUCGGGCGGCGUGCAGUGGCAGCAGCCGACGGGUUCCAUCCUGUGGAUGGCGCCGGAGGUGAUCCGCAUGGAGGAGCCGGCGCCGUACACGUUCCGGUCCGACGUGUACGCGUACGGCGUCGUGCUGUUCGAGCUGAUGGCCGGAGAGCUGCCGUACUCGCAUCUCAAUAAUAAGGACCAGAUACUGUGGAUGGUGGGUCGCGGUCUGCUGCGGCCGGAGGCGCGGCGGCUGCGGCAGGACGCGCCGGCCGCGCUCAAGCGACUGUUCGAGGACUGCAUACAGUUCGUGCGAGAGCAGCGCCCGCUGUUCCGACAGAUCCUGGCGGCGCUAGAGGCGAUGCUGCGCGCAUUACCCAAGAUAACGCGCAGCGCGAGCGAGCCGGGACUGCGGCGGCACGCGUCCGACGACCUGCUCGCCUACUGCGCCUCGCCCAAGACGCCGGUCAACUUCCACUUCCACCCCGACACCAGCUUCCCCGCAUUCUACCCAAUCCCUGUGCCCAACCAACGUCACACCUAAAGUCCCGACUCCCGAGAGCAUGUACCCGGCUCUUACCUCAAUGAAAAAUGAAAUGUACCCAGCGUAGGUGCAUUUUAAGCUGGUAUCUUGCCUUUUAACUAUACUCCGCUUCUGUUAAUAUUGCUGUAAAUGUAAACAAAGAAGGGCUAUAAUGCUACUAAUUCGAAUGUCGCGAAACGGCGCAAUGAAAACUGCAUAUUGAAUAUUUGGUCGAAUUUCAAUUGUUUACAUUUAGAACGAAAUAAAAGGAGUGUAUAUGCAUAUAUUUUUAUAUGACGAAAUGUAGAUGUAAAUUUUCACAAGCAAGGCCACGAAAGCCGAGAAGUGGCGCUCUUAUAUAUCGACAAUCAUUGUAAAGACAAGAAAUUUCAUUCCAAAGCGCCCUUACAAGAUCUCUAGUAUAUUUUUACCUUUUCAAAAAUAAACUAAGAAUAUUUUCAUAAAAUACGUAAGUUUCAUAGCUUAUUUAGUCAUACAAUGUGGAAUAUGGAUUUCCUUUUUACGAUAUGUUUUGUUUAGUAAGGGUGAAGCCAAACGAGCGUAAUUU